Budorcas taxicolor (takin) is the source of this 951-nucleotide messenger RNA. Its product is annotated as olfactory receptor 6C3-like. Gene Ontology annotation, cellular component: membrane. Gene Ontology annotation, biological process: G protein-coupled receptor signaling pathway. The coding region runs from base 1 to 951 and encodes 316 amino acids. The transcript has a single exon. NCBI's taxonomy places the organism in Eukaryota, Metazoa, Chordata, Mammalia, Artiodactyla, Bovidae. The record is from RefSeq and is a predicted model, not a curated record. Gene Ontology annotation, molecular function: olfactory receptor activity; G protein-coupled receptor activity.
AUGAAAAACCACACAAGACCCACAGAAUUCAUUCUUCUGGGGCUAUCAGAUGACCCAGAGCUUCAGACUGUGACUUUUCUCUUUUUAAUCAUCACAUAUAUAUUAAGUGUCACUGGAAAUUUGACCAUCAUCAUUCUCACCUUGGUGGACUCCCAUCUACAGACACCUAUGUAUUUUUUCCUCAGGAACUUCUCUAUAUUAGAAAUCUCCUUUACGACUGUCUCUAUUCCUAGAUUUCUGGGCACAAUUAUCACCCGGAACAAAGCAAUUUCAUACAACAAUUGUACAGCUCAGUUGUUUUUCUUCAUUUUCUUGGGUAUCACUGAGUUUUAUCUUCUAACUGCCAUGUCCUAUGAUCGCUAUGUAGCUAUCUGCAAACCCCUGCAUUAUACAACCAUCAUGAACGACAGAGUCUGUGUAUUGCUUGUCUUUUGUGCUUGGCUUGCAGGGUUCUUAAACAUCUUCCCACCUGUUAUUCUUUUUCUCCAGUUAGAUUACUGUGAUUCUAAUAUCAUCGAUCACUUUGCUUGUGACUAUUUCCCCCUCUUGCAACUAUCCUGCUCAGACACAUGGCUCCUUGAAGUGAUUGGUUUUUACUCUGCAAUAGUGAUUCUGCUUUUUACUUUGGCAUUAAUAAUUCUGUCCUACGUGUUUAUCAUCAAGACAAUUCUGAGACUGCCUUCUGCCAGUCAGAGAAAAAAGGCAUUUUCUACAUGCUCCUCUCACAUGAUUGUCAUUUCCAUCUCUUAUGGAAGCUGCAUAUUCAUGUAUGCCAACCCAUCAGCAAAAGAAAAGGCAUCCUUGACGAAAGGAGUAGCAAUUCUGAAUACUUCUGUUGCUCCUAUGAUGAAUCCGUUUAUAUAUACACUGAGGAACCAGCAAGUGAGGCAAGCCUUUAAGGAUACCAUCCAAAAGGUUAUCUUUUUCUCAAGUAAAUGCAAAUAUCUGUAG